GGGGUGUUCAUGAGACUUAUAUAAUUCAUGUUUUCAUUGAGAUCCUCCGAUGGAAGGUGCUGGAGAAAAGCAAAGUAUUAUUAUGAAUACCUUGGCAAAAGCAUUAUAUGACAACAAGGCUGAGUGUUCAGAUGAGCUAGCCUUCCGCAAAGGAGACAUCCUAACAGUUCUUGAACAGAAUGUCUUAGAGAGUGAAGGAUGGUGGAAAUGUUCCCUCCAUGGAAGACAAGGCCUAGCUCCUGCUAAUCGCCUCCAACUCCUUGCUGGUUCCCAGGCAGGCAUGUUGUCUCCCUCCUCGGAGCAUGAUUCCCAGGAAUUGCCCAUCUGUCAACAAAAUAUCUACCAGGUCCCAUCAGCUCCCAAGUCUUCCUCAUUGUCCCCUACGUAUGAACGGAUGGACAGUUGGAUUAAGCCACUUCCUUCUUCUGUUUCUUCUCCACCUACUCAAGAAAUAUAUCAGGUGCCAGCUUUAGCUGCACAAUUAUUCAGUGAAAAGACCCAACGCCUAACCAAUCAGCACCGGUUUACUCUUCCCACAGCAUCUCAGGCCUCCAUACCAUAUAUAAAAAAUGAGGCUUAUGAUGUUCCAUCACCACAACACCGGGUGGCCUUAUUCACUCAGAGGUGUGCCACUCCACCCACAGCCAGAAAGGGCUCUAUGCCGAUCCUCUCCAAAGAAUAUAUCCAGGAAGAGCAGCAACAGCUUUAUGACAUCCCAUCCAGCUCGGAAAAGGCAGAAAUCUAUGUCCAGCAAGACUCUCCAGGGGGCAGUGUGUAUGAUGUCCCCCCCACAACUGCAAGAGACCAUGACAUUUCACUACAAAAUUUGUCUCAAAUAAAAUGUUUGGGUCAUUAUACUACCUUGCCAAAUCCUCGGAAGUCAGAAUGGAUUUAUGAUAUUCCGGUAUCACCUGAAAAAAUGGGUUUAAAAAAAGAUCCUUCCGAUCGUUCCCUGGAAAAGCAGGUGCUGUAUGACAUACCGCCAGCCAGAUAUGGUUCUAGUUUGCAAAAUGUUCCAUCAACAAAUAUCAAAAGCAAAUCAGUGAAUCCACAAAUGUAUGAUGUCCCACCAACACAGAGAAAAUUAACCUUUCCUGAUAUCCCUCGUUAUAAUGAACCAUCCUCAUGUGACAUGCAACUUUUGCAGAAAAACAGUAACUAUCAUGUUCCACCAAGCUUUCUGACUCCAAGGGUUGAGCAACAGAACUCUGAACCAAAUGUUUAUGAUACUCCAAAAGUGCUGCCUACUGCUUUACAGCACAGGAAAGGGACUGAAAAAAACAACAGUAGUUUUGGAAACCAUACUUACAACAUUCCUCCACAGCUGUCAAAAGAUUCCAAAUUAGACCAAGACAGGUUAUCAGUUUCCAGUGUGGACAGUAGAACCAGUACCCUAUCUACAUUAUCAAGCACUUCUGCGGAGUCCUCUUCUAUGUCAUCAUCAGAAGAACCUGCAAAAGAAAUUGAAUUGGCGCUUGACUUAGCCAUAGAAGCAUUGACCAAGCUGCAGCACAGUGUAUCCAGUUCAGUUGCAAGUCUGAUGAUUUUUGUAAGCAGUAAGUGGAGAUUCCGGGAACACCUGGAGACAAACCUUGAGGAAAUCCAUAGAGCAAUUGAUCACAUAAAAGUAUCUUUGGGAGAAUUCUUGGACUUUGCUCAAGCCAUCAAGGUGAAUGCCUCUUGCGUCACUGACAAUAACCUUCAAACCAGAAUUAAAACACAACUGAAAAUUCUUACAGACUCAUUCCAGAUCUUGGUAGAAACAAGGGAAGCACUGAAUAACUGCAACUGGUCACUGGAAGUUCUGGUCAUUAAGAAACCUCAGAAUAACCCAGAUGACCUUGAUCGGUUUGUUAUGGUAGCCCGCACAAUUCCAGAUGAUAUCAAGAGAUUUGUAUCUAUCAUCAUAGCUAAUGGAAAGCUUCUCUUCAAAAAGAAUUGCAAGGAACAAGAGACCAAGACACCAAAAAUUGGUACAGAUCAUAAAAUGGCAAAGCCGAUCCCAAUACCCAGAAGAAGAGAACCUGAUUCACUUCAAAGAAAUACUUUGGAUAAACCAAACAAAAACAAAGUGUCUUCUGAGAAAUCAAGAGAAAAUGUCACUGAAGACUGUGAUUAUGUUCAGUUACAGAAGUCUCCUGGGUUGGAACAGGCACAAAAAAGCCUUUCAGCUAAAGAGGUGGCAAAGAAGAAUGCAGAUUUAAAAACAAAGGUUUUCCCACCUUCAAAAAAGCAUAAUAUUCAGAACAACCUGGACUUGGCAAAGAAAAUCACUCUCUCAGAAACCUGUAGACUGUAUUUUGGUGGCCUUCACAAGGCCAUUAGGGUAUUUACCAGUAGUCUUAGCAAUAAUCAACCGCCUGAAGUCUUCAUAGCACAGAGCAAACUGAUCAUUAUGGUGGGACAAAAGUUGGUAGAUUCUCUCUGUCAGGAAACUCAAGAAAAGGAUAUUCGGAAUGACAUCCUCUGCAGCAGCAGCCAGUUUUGUAGCCUGCUGAAGAACUUGGCUGUUGCCACCAAAAAUGCGGCAGUGCAGUAUCCAAAUACAGGUGCCGUGCAGGAACUUCAAAAUCAAGCUGAUGAGCUGUCUAAAUACACUCAGCAGUUUAGAGCAAUGAUGGAAUGAAGAAGUUUUUCCAUUCUUAGAAUAGAAUCCUGGUGAAAACUUUAGGAUCUCCCCCUAUUUCUGGGUUUUAACCCCUCAACUAUGGUAUCCUGAGAGCCGAGGAAGGCAGGACUCCACAAAGAACCCAAAUGCCAGUCUUAAAUCAGCCAUACCCUGUAGGGGUUGCUGUUGGGCAAUGAAAGGUGUACUAAGGCCCUGAGAGCAGGAGAGACUAGGAACGUUACACAGGCUGCGGCAGCAAGCCUCGGCGUCCCAGUCUGGGUUGACAGAUUUGGGUUAGUGGGGCAUGCUCUGGUGCUCUAAAAACAGAUGUAUAGAUAGCGCUUUGAAGUGACAGUGAAACUCAACCCCUCCUAGGCUUCAGAGCUUGUGCUCCAGCCCAAGCUGCAAUUUCAAAGCGCUGUCUAUACACCUAUUUUUAGAGUGCUAGUGAAAGCCGUCUAUCACCCUAGGCUAGGAGGCUGACUCCCACGGGCUGUGUAGAAAUACCCACUAUGACCAGGAAUAGAAUUUGUACUUUCCACACAACAGUUUAGAGCACUGUCUGGAAAAUACUGAGUCAACCCUUCCAAUCAAUCCUCUGAGUGGCUUGGCAAAAAUUGCCAUAGAGCAUUGUUAUACAAUUAUUUUAUUAUUUGUCUGAUUUCUUAUCUUUCCAAACAAAGCAGUUAAAUAUAUUUUUCUAUUCUUUUUCACUUGGAAAUGUAAGUGUUUUACUGGUUUUCCUGAUAGACCAAGAUUUAAACUGUGAUACAUUUUUAUAUGAAGCCAUCAUCAUUCUCCCUUUUCCAGGGGAUUGUUUACCGUAUUUGUUUUAAUCUACGGAUAUUUUUAAUAAAAUGUCAUUUACAGAUC
Terrapene triunguis (Three-toed box turtle) is the source of this 3481-nucleotide messenger RNA. RefSeq names its product Cas scaffold protein family member 4 (gene CASS4). Gene Ontology annotation, molecular function: protein binding. Lineage: Eukaryota; Metazoa; Chordata; Testudines; Emydidae. The record is from RefSeq and is a predicted model, not a curated record. The transcript has 7 exons. The coding region runs from base 50 to 2626 and encodes 858 amino acids. Gene Ontology annotation, cellular component: plasma membrane; cytoplasm. Gene Ontology annotation, biological process: cell migration; cell surface receptor protein tyrosine kinase signaling pathway.